Messenger RNA from Diabrotica balteata, 541 nucleotides. NCBI's taxonomy places the organism in Eukaryota, Metazoa, Arthropoda, Insecta, Coleoptera, Chrysomelidae. The record is from the annotation of a GenBank genome assembly.
AGUCUUUCACAAUGCAGGCACAACCGCAGAAGCCAAAAAGAGAUCCAAUCCACUCUGUCCAAGUUUUUGGCAGAAAGAAAUCGGCAACAGCCGUAGCUUAUUGCAAAAGGGGUAGAGGAGUCUUAAGGGUAAAUGGCAGACCUCUUAGCCAAGUUGAGCCCAAAAUGCUCCAAGAUAAACUUCAAGAACCCAUUCUUCUUCUUGGAAAGGACAAAUUCUCUGCUGUUGACAUCAGAGUUAGAGUAAAUGGUGGUGGACAUGUUUCCCAAAUUUAUGCUAUUAGACAAGCUAUAUCAAAGGCUUUGGUAGCUUAUUAUCAAAAAUAUGUUGAUGAAGCAUCAAAGAAGGAAUUGAAAGAUAUCCUUAUCCAAUAUGACCGUACCUUGUUGGUAGCAGAUCCCCGUCGCUGUGAACCCAAGAAAUUUGGUGGUCCAGGUGCUCGUGCCCGCUACCAAAAAUCUUACCGUUAAGUUCUUUUUUAGAUUUAAUAUUGUGUUUCUUGUAUGUAUUAAGAUAUCUUCAAUAAACACAAGUUUUUCCU